Molecule: messenger RNA, 744 nt
Organism: Schistocerca piceifrons (Central American locust)
Lineage: Eukaryota; Metazoa; Arthropoda; Insecta; Orthoptera; Acrididae
Product: Krueppel-like factor 13
Exons: 3
Coding region: 1-744 (247 amino acids)
Source: RefSeq, a predicted model, not a curated record
AUGACGCCCGUGGCGCUCUUCCGGCCGUGGACGUCGGACGUCGGCGCCGACGCCGAGGCGGAGCCCCGCCCGCUGUCGCAGGAGAAGCUGUCGGCGCUGCUGCCCGUGUCCUACGAGUCGCGGCUGUCAUCCAUCAUCUCGUCGGCCGCGGACGCCGGCCAGCAGCCGUCGCCUCCCGCGUCGCCUCUCCGGACGAGCUGCCAGGGCUCGGCCGCAGCGCCGGAGGGCGCCGAACCGCCAGCUGGGCCGCCGGGAACCACGCGACGCGACAGCCGACACGCGAACGGGCCGAGCGCCGCGCAGGGGCCCGCUCCGCCCCCGCCCUGCGGCUACGGCCCGCUGCUGGCGCCGUACCCGGCCGGCGCGCACUUGCCGGCGCCGAGCCCGGAGGCGCAUCUACAGCAGCAGCAGCAGCAGCAGCGCAAGCUGAGGCCCAAGAAGCACCGCUGCCCGCACUGCCACGUCGCCUUCAGCAACAAUGGUCAGCUGCGGGGCCACGUGCGCAUCCACACAGGCGAGCGUCCAUUCCGGUGCAGCUGCGGCAAGAGCUUCACGCGCAACGAGGAGCUGACUCGCCACAAGCGCAUCCACUCCGGGGUGCGGCCGUACGCCUGCUCCGUCUGCGAGAAGCGUUUCGGUCGCAAGGACCAUCUUAAGAAGCACGCGCGCACGCACGCACCGCCGCUGGCCGUGCCGCUGCAGUUCCCGCUGCCCUACCCGCUGCCCUUCUUGUACGGGCUGUAA